Messenger RNA from Talaromyces stipitatus ATCC 10500, 4552 nucleotides. Its product is annotated as UDP-glucose:glycoprotein glucosyltransferase, putative. The coding region runs from base 1 to 4473 and encodes 1490 amino acids. NCBI's taxonomy places the organism in Eukaryota, Fungi, Ascomycota, Eurotiomycetes, Eurotiales, Trichocomaceae. The record is from RefSeq and is a predicted model, not a curated record. Gene Ontology annotation, cellular component: endoplasmic reticulum. The transcript has 4 exons. Gene Ontology annotation, molecular function: UDP-glucose:glycoprotein glucosyltransferase activity.
AUGAUGCGGGCAUCAUUAUUCGCCUUGGCAACAAGCCUACUGGUGCUGCUACAGCAACCGCAAUCAGUUGUCGCAAGUCCAGAUGUCAACGUAGCCUUGCGAGCUUCAUUCGAUGCGGGCCCAUACCUCGUGGAACUCUUAGAAACAGCAGCCCAAGAGAAUUCCUCUGCAUACUUCCCCCUCCUCGACCGCAUCGCCACGGGCACCUUUGAAGAUGCCACCACCGACAAAGAUCUCUACGAAACCUUCCUCCAAGUACUCAUAGAAGACAACCAUCUACAAAGCAAAGAAAGUCUGGAUUCCUUUAAAUUCGCACUCGCCAUCCGUUCCGCUGCGCCGCGAAUUGAAGCCCAUUAUCAAUAUUAUAAUACCUCCGUACAAUCUACGUUGGGAACCGCUCAGGACGCUGCUUGCCCCGUUUGGGUGCAUAUGGAUGGCAAACAGUACUGUUCUUCUACCCUUGAACGCGCUCAGCAGGAUGUCUCUGGUGAUCGGGACCCUCGUGAAUUACCCUUUGAUCGGACUUUAGGAGAUCGAUUUGCUACGCCGGCGGUUCUUUAUGCGGAUAUUGCUUCACCCAUGUUUGCGGAUUAUCAUCGGACUUUGAAGGGAUUAGCAAAUGAGGGUCAGAUUGCGUAUAGAGUGCGGUAUCGUCCGGCUCAUGAUGGUGUUUCUCGGCCCUUGUUUGUGUCUGGAUAUGGUGUCGAGUUGACGCUGAAGAGAACUGAUUAUAUCGUGAUUGAUGACCGACAAGCUGAAGAGAAAGACACCACCAAGUCUAAUGCGAAGACACCAAGUGCGCAAGAUCUGGAUGCGGAAGAAGACGAAUCGCCUCUAGAUUUGAAGCCAUUAUCAUCUUCCGAAGUAGCGAAGCUAGGAAUGAGUGCGGCCAGUUUUGUGCUCGAUAGUUCAGAUCCGUUUGCGACGCUUGUCAAACUUUCGCAGGAUUUCCCGAAAUAUUCCUCUUCUAUUGCGGCGUAUAACGCCUCAGAGCAGUUUUUGGAAGAAUAUAAGAGAAACCGGCAGGCUGGGUUACCUGGAGGUCGAAAUGCGAUGUGGAUUAAUGGGUUGCAUGUUGAUGCUAGACAAAUUGAUGCGUUUUCGUUGUUGGAAUAUCUACGAAGGGAAAGACGGCUGUUAGCCGAGUUUCAAAAGAUUGGAUUGUCUGCUUCCGAAGCUGUUGAUCUUUUGUCUUAUCCUGCAUUGGCUGAGGUGCAGGGGAACAGUGAAGUGCAACGCUAUGACUGGCGUGACGAGAUUGAGGGUGGCGGAGUGCUUGUUUGGUUGAACGAUCUGGAAAAGGAUAAGAGAUACACCAAUUUCCCUACAACUCUUCAAGCGCUACUGCAACCCACAUACCCAGGACAAUUCCCUGCUGUUCGUCGAGAUGUCCAGAACGUCGUUGUUCCUGUCGACCUUGCAAACACUGACGAUGUUCAGUUCGUUGCCAAGUACCUCUACGCAUUCAUCAAACGAAUGAUACCAGUUCGAUUUGGUUUGGUUCUGACAACAAACUCUGAAGAGUCCAAGGCUCAGGCAAAGAUCGCGCAUUAUCUACAUCAGGCAUACGGAUUGGCUUCAAUGUUGCAGUAUUUGGAGACAUCUCUAUCUGCCGAAAAAGUCUCUCGGGCUCAUAAGCCGUCCUUUACCGCUGCUAUUGCAGAGCGAUCUCUGCGAUCUGGUCAAGAAAACCUUUCGUUUGAAGAAGUGCUUCAGUCCGAUGCACUAGAUACCAUUAUCAGCAAUACAGAAAAGUAUCUGAACCGCUUGGAUCUCAAAGGCUCCUCACCAUCAACCUUGGUGAACGGAGUUGCCAUGUCUCGUGGAGGGAACUACAUGCAAGAGCUUCCUAUGCAAUUAAGCAGAGAUCUACAAAUCAUCCAGCAGGGUCUCAUUGAAGGAGCUUUCAGCGACGAUGACUAUGUUCCAGAUUAUUUCCUUUCAAAAGCUGCACAGAGUCGUAAUGAAUGGAUCGUACCCGAACAUGAUAGCGAUAUUGUCAUCGCUGAUAUUUGUGGUGUCGCUGAUUUACACAAUGAUUUUGCCGAAAUCCUUCGUUUCCCUGCUGAUCCCAAACAUACUGCCAGCAAUGUGCAGCUUAUUGUUGUAGCGGAUUUCAAUACCGAGCAUGGCCUUGCCCUUUUGCUAUCUGCUUUGAAGUUUCGGCAGACGCAUCCGGGAAGUGAGAUAGUUCCUCUGUAUAGCUCGGAUGCAGGUGAGAAAGUGGGAAGCAUUCCGUCAAAACUUUAUGAGCUUUUGCGUCAUCCAGAACCCGUGGAUUUUGCCGAUGUACUUACUCAGAUACAGUCGCGUGAUAACACACAUCAAGCCGAUAAAAAAGAGGAAGAACAGGCUUACUGGACUCUAGUUCAGCAAUUAGUCACGGAUAUUGGCUUACCAGCCGGUUCUUCCAGUCUCAUUUUCAACAGCAGGGUCGUUGGACCACUUCCAUCAUCCGUGAUUUUCAAGGAGGAAGAUAUCGAGGCCCUCUUCUCCUACGAAACCUCGCAACGACUCGGGCCCGUCUCCACAGCUCUCAAGGACCUCGGUAUAGAGAGCAAAGUAGCAGGUCCCUUGAACUUUGCCAAGCUCACUUCCCUUGUUAUGUUGUCGACAAACUCUGACGCCCCUGAAGGCGUCUUUGAGCAGAGGUCCAAAUACCGAGUGGACGUUUGGAAGAGAUGGAACAGUACCCAUUCUGCUGUUGAUGCUUCUACCAAUACCAAGGAUGCCUCGAUCAAUAUUGCAGCAGCUAUCGAUCCGACUUCAGAGAUCUCGCAGAAAUGGCUUCCUAUCCUCAAGACGCUUUCUAAGCUGGCUGGUGUCAAUGUGCGAAUUUACCUAGCUCCAAAUGGCCAAUUGUCAGAACUUCCGAUCAAACGGUUCUAUCGACACGUAUUGGAAUCUGAGCCGACGUUUGAUGAGAAUAGAGCUCUCGCUCGCCCGGAAGCUUCAUUCCAUGGGUUACCUCAAGACGCAUUAUUGACUCUGGGAAUGGAUGUCCCUUCCUCCUGGCUUGUUGCACCCAAGUGGUCUAUUCACGACUUGGACAAUAUAAAGCUUAGUGCGAUAAAAGACAGUUCUGAUGUUGACGCAAUAUAUGAACUGGAGCAUAUCCUGAUUGAGGGACACUCUACCGACAUGACGCUCCGAUCCCCACCACGCGGUGUCCAGCUCUUGUUAGAGACCGAGAAGGGAUCUUUCUUUGCUGAUACCAUUGUCAUGGCUAACUUGGGAUAUUUCCAAUUCAAAGCACAGCCCGGUUUCUGGAAGAUUGAGCUUAAAGAAGGACGCAGUCGGGAUAUCUUCCAGCUAGACAGCAUUGGCGGCGGACAAGAGAGCUCUGGUACGAAUGAAGUUGCAUUACUCUCGUUCCAGGGAAAGACACUUUUCCCUCGCUUGUCACGAAAACCCGGACAAGAGAAUGAAGAAGUAUUGGAGACCGGACCGAGACCGGGAUCAGCAAUGGAUUAUGUAUCCAAGGGCCUCAAUUUUGCUCAGGGCGUCUUGUCGAGUGUCGGCGUCAAACAGACAGAUAAAAGCGAGUCGGCUGAGAAACACGCAGAAAUCAAUAUCUUCUCCGUGGCCAGUGGCCAUCUCUACGAACGCAUGCUCAAUAUCAUGAUGGUCUCGGUAAUGAAAAACACCAAACACAGCGUUAAAUUCUGGUUCAUCGAACAAUUCUUAUCUCCAUCUUUCACAUCUCUGCUUCCUCAUCUCGCAAAUGAAUACGGCUUCACCUAUGAAAUGGUAACGUACAAAUGGCCGCAUUGGCUACGCGGCCAACGUGAGAAACAAAGAGAGAUAUGGGGAUAUAAAAUUUUGUUCCUGGAUGUCCUCUUCCCACUGUCUCUCGAUAAAGUCAUUUUCGUGGAUGCAGAUCAAAUCGUUCGCACAGAUAUGUACGAUCUCGUCACAUUAGACCUCGAAGGAGCCCCCUACGGCUUUACGCCCAUGUGCGAUUCCCGCGAAGAAAUGGAAGGCUUCCGCUUCUGGAAACAGGGUUACUGGAAAUCCUACCUCGGGAAUUUGAAAUACCACAUCUCCGCCCUCUACGUCGUCGACCUCCAACGUUUCCGUGAACUCGCAGCUGGCGACCGUCUACGAGGUCAAUAUCAUACUCUCUCCGCCGACCCGGAAUCUCUCGCAAACCUUGACCAAGACCUACCGAAUAACAUGCAAACCAUGAUCCCGAUCAAGUCUUUACCGCAAGAUUGGCUUUGGUGCGAGACUUGGUGCUCGGAUGAGGCGCUCAAGACGGCCAAGACGAUUGAUUUGUGUAAUAAUCCGUUGACGAAGGAGCCUAAGUUGGAGAGGGCGAGGAGACAGGUUCCUGAGUGGACGGUGUAUGAUGAGGAGAUUGCCGAGUUGGCGAGGAGGGUUGCUUCUUCCUCUUCUACAUCCCCAGAAAACGAGAGCGAAGAGGAGGAAGAGGGUGAAGGGAAGGUGUAUGAAAGAAAAGAUGAGCUGUAGUUUAGUUAUUGGUUUUUAUAGACGGUUGGAUAUAUUUAUACAGUAGAGAAAUUUCAUACUGGAAUGGACAUAUAUUACG